Molecule: messenger RNA, 783 nt
Organism: Aspergillus ibericus CBS 121593
Lineage: Eukaryota; Fungi; Ascomycota; Eurotiomycetes; Eurotiales; Aspergillaceae
Product: kinase-like protein
Exons: 1
Coding region: 1-783 (260 amino acids)
Biological process (GO): protein phosphorylation
Molecular function (GO): protein kinase activity; ATP binding
Source: RefSeq, a predicted model, not a curated record
AUGAAGAUCCUAAAAUCCAACGAAGCCUUCGAAAGAAUCAACGACGAGCUGCAAUUCUCCUACGUCAAAUACUUCGUGCAGCGAGAUGGUGUGCUCUACUACGGCAAGUGGAAAAAUCGAUACCAUCCUCCCUCCACUCUGGACCAACUCGAGGAAGUGCAGCAAAUCCAAACUAACGACAGAGGCCCACUCAUCCAACCCACCUGGUCAACAAUCUACAUCAAGACACCGAGUCUUCUGUCGUAUGUGGAUGGGUCUGAUUUGGAACAACAGAUUCUCCGGGAAGUGACUGUGUGUGAGAUUCUGCGGAACAACCCACACCCAAAUCUAGCAACCUACUACGGGUGCCAGGAGACAAACGGUCGAGUGUCCGGGCUGUGUUUCAAACGGUAUACAUGCACUUUACUCGAAAAGGCCAAUCCAGGGCAUUUAAACAAAGAGGAAUUUCGUCUGAGUGGACGCGAGCAUGUUGGUGAGGCCAUUCGGAGUUGUUUAGAUGGGAUACUGGACGGGAUUAGACAUCUUCAUUCCCUUGGGUUUGUGCAUAACGAUAUCAAUCCGGCGAAUAUCAUGUUCGAUGAGGAUGGGGGGCCGGUGAUUAUUGAUUUUGAUAGUUGUCGGAGGAUUGGGGAGUCGUUAAAGGGCACGGAGACGAAGAGGACGCAUCAGUGGCAUGAUCCGCGGGUGGAGAUGGUGGUGCAGGUGAAUGAUUUGGAUGCGUGGCAGGUGUUGAGGAUUUGGUUGAUGGGGGGGCUGGAGGAAAGGUUUCUUUUUGGGUCGUGA